AUGCCGGUUCCCAGCAGGCACAUCAAUAUUGGUCGUUCUCAAAGCUGGGAUGCUGCCGGCUGGUACGAGGGCCCUUGGGAGAAUGCUGGGCCUCCAGGGAGGAGAAGUUCUCUGACCUAUGGCCCUGGAGAAGGGACCUGGUGUGAGCUGCUAAACCAUCGUGCCCAGGACACUGAGUCCUACCUGUCCCGGGAAGCUUUUUAUAACUCACUGGCGUCAAGAAAGGGCUCUGUGCCUGACUUCACCUUCUACGACAGCCGGCAGGCAGUGAUGUCUGGCCGAGGCUCCGUGCUGCCACAAGACUACUAUGGCGACCCACCCAGGGGCACCAGGGCACCCAAGGAGCCUCCCUUCUAUCGAGACCCAGGAAGCAGCCGGCCGGUGCCCAGCUACGGAGUGCUUGGCAGCAGAGUGCCAUGGGAGCAGGUACAAGGCCAGUUCCCUGCUCUUCAGGAUGCUGGCCACCUGUACCGGGAAUCUGGGGGUAAACCUGUCCCGCAUGGGCAGCGGACGCACGGCAGGCCUCCAUCUCCUGGGAGGUAUGGAAGGGAACAGCCUGAUGCUAGAUUAGGGAUAGAGGUACCUGCCUAUUCCCCCAACUCCAGUCAGGUCUACAACGAUAUCUGCGAAAGACCUGUUGACUCUGCCCCUGCCAGACAGAUGGCCCCAACAUGCCUGGUUGUGGACCCCAACUCCGCUGCCCCUACUGAGAACAGCACAGGGGUGGCCCCAGGUUCCCUGAAUAGAGGCUAUGGGCCUACCCGAGAAAGCAUCCAUUCAAAGCUGGCUUAUGAGAAUUAUGAAGCUGACUUGUCUACAUUCCAAGGACCUGGGAGCAAGAGGACUGUAUACCCUGAGUUUUUGGCCCUGCUGAGGGCAGAGGGUGUGGCAGAGGCCACCCUGGCAGCCCUGUUACAGCAAGGCUUUGACUCCCCAGCUGUCUUGGCUACCCUGGAGGAUGCUGACAUCAAGUCUGUUGCGCCCAACCUGGGCCAGGCCCGGGUCCUGAGCCGCCUAGCCAGCAGCUGCAGGACAGAGAUGCAGUUUCGGAGACAGGACCGGACAGGCCCUGCCCCCCGCAAUCGGUCCAGUAGCUUCAGCCACCGAAGUGAGCUGCUACCCAAUGACAUGGCUUCAUUGGGUACCACAGCCCUGCAGUCUCACCCUGCUGGACCUUUGCAGACACCCUCUCCCCGAGCUGGAGAUCUAGGUCGACGCCCCUCCAGUGCUCCUUCCCAGCACCUCCUGGAGACAGCAGCUACUUACGCCGCCCCAGUGGUGGGGUCCCAAAGCCCCCACUUACCCUCCAACUCUGGAUACAGCUCUCCUACCCCCUGUGCCCUAACAGCACGGCUGGCCUCCUCAUAUCCUUCACAAGCUGGGGUAGCCUUGACUGCUAACCCAGGCCCCUCUGCCCCCCUUCACUCAAGUCCCAGAACAGCCUACUCUACCUCGUUCACGGUGCCCAUGGAACUGCUCAAGAGGGAGCGCAGCAUGGCCGCCUCUCCGCUGCCCAGCCCCCACAGCAGCCCCCAGCUCUUGCGGAAACCCGGAGCAGCCCCCGUGGAGCCGUCCACCCUGCCACCAGUCAGCCAAAGUCUCCACACACCUCAUUCACCAUACCAGAAGGUGGCCCGGCGGACAGGGGCUCCUAUCAUCGUGUCAACUAUGCUAACUCCAGAACCAAGUAUCCGCCCCCAGAUCAUGAACGGCCCACUGCACCCCCGCCCUCUAGUGGCGCUGCUGGAUGGCAGAGACUGCACGGUGGAAAUGCCCAUCCUGAAGGACCUGGCCACGGUGGCCUUCUGCGAUGCACAGUCCACUCAGGAAAUCCACGAGAAGGUGUUGAAUGAGGCUGUGGGUGCCAUGAUGUACCACACCAUCACCCUCACCAGGGAAGACCUAGAGAAGUUCAAGGCCCUAAGAGUGAUUGUGCGAAUCGGUAGUGGCUACGACAACGUGGACAUCAAGGCUGCUGGCGAGCUCGGGAUCGCUGUGUGCAACAUCCCAUCUGCUGCAGUGGAAGAGACAGCAGAUUCGACAGUCUGCCACAUCCUCAAUCUGUAUCGGCGGAACACAUGGCUCUACCAGGCCCUUCGGGAAGGCACACGAGUACAGAGUGUGGAACAGAUCCGUGAGGUCGCCUCAGGAGCUGCUCGGAUCCGAGGGGAAACAUUGGGCCUCAUUGGCUUUGGUCGCACGGGGCAGGCAGUUGCAGUUCGAGCCAAGGCCUUUGGAUUCAGCGUCAUAUUUUAUGACCCCUACUUACAGGAUGGGAUAGAGCGGUCUCUGGGCGUGCAAAGGGUCUACACCCUGCAGGACUUGCUGUAUCAGAGCGACUGUGUCUCCUUGCACUGCAAUCUGAACGAGCACAACCACCACCUCAUCAAUGACUUCACUAUCAAGCAGAUGAGGCAAGGAGCAUUCCUUGUGAAUGCAGCCCGAGGUGGCCUAGUGGAUGAGAAAGCCUUAGCUCAGGCCCUCAAAGAGGGCAGGAUACGAGGAGCUGCUCUGGAUGUGCACGAGUCUGAGCCCUUCAGCUUCGCUCAAGGCCCAUUGAAGGAUGCUCCAAAUCUCAUCUGCACACCACACACAGCCUGGUACAGUGAACAAGCAUCACUAGAGAUGAGGGAAGCAGCUGCCACUGAGAUCCGCCGAGCAAUCACAGGUCGCAUCCCAGAAAGCUUACGAAACUGUGUCAACAAAGAAUUCUUCGUGACUUCAGCUCCUUGGUCAGUCAUUGACCAGCAAGCAAUUCAUCCAGAGCUCAAUGGUGCCACAUACAGGUACCCACCAGGCAUUGUAGGUGUGGCUGCGGGAGGGCUUCCUCCAGCUAUGGAAGGGAUCAUCCCCGGAGGCAUCCCUGUGACUCACAACCUCCCCACAGUGGCACAUCCAUCCCAAGCUCCCUCCCCCAACCAGCCCACAAAACACGGGGACAAUCGAGAGCACCCCAACGAGCAAUAGCAGAGAAUGCCUGAAGGUAAUCAUUCAGAUAAACUUGGGACCAAGAGACAAUAGAAAACGGAUGAAUUUGAUGGUCUUUUAAACUGAUCCUGGACAUCACUGAUACUGCAGUGUUAAAGCUACAAAAGCUAGAAAACUGAAGAUGGUAUCCGCUUCCAGAGGUGUGGAAAGACUAGGACGUGAUUAUUAACGACCAACUUCUGUUAUUGUGUGUUAAGUUUUUCAUCUGUGCAUCAAAUCACAAAGAAUAAAUAGAGCUUUUCCUUUAUCAA
Messenger RNA from Apodemus sylvaticus (European woodmouse), 3239 nucleotides. It is a transcript of the gene Ctbp2, whose product is annotated as C-terminal binding protein 2. The transcript is spliced from 9 exons. Gene Ontology annotation, molecular function: transcription corepressor activity; oxidoreductase activity, acting on the CH-OH group of donors, NAD or NADP as acceptor; NAD binding. The record is from RefSeq and is a predicted model, not a curated record. The coding region runs from base 1 to 2967 and encodes 988 amino acids. NCBI's taxonomy places the organism in Eukaryota, Metazoa, Chordata, Mammalia, Rodentia, Muridae.